UUCUUUGGCUGCGCCAGCCUCUUAAGCCGCCCGCUCAGGAAGGAGGAGGAGCUGAGCUUCGGAGCAGCGGCGGAGAGCAGGCGAGGCGCAUCAGCUCCGGUUUUCGGUUUGCAGCUCCGGUUUUCGGUUUGCCAAAGCCGCGAGAUGGGCAGCGGCGGGACCAAGAAGGUGGCGGUGGUUCUAGGCGGUCUGGGCUUGGCGGCGUUGGCGGGCCUCCUGCUCCUCUGCCUGCCAACCAAGGACCUGCGGGAGCCUCCCGCUUUCAAGUAUGGAAUUGUCUUGGAUGCCGGGUCUUCCCACACUGCCAUGUUCGUGUACAAGUGGCCUGCGGACAAGGAGAAUGACACCGGGAUCGUUAGUCAGCACAGCAUGUGCGAUGUAGAAGGUGGUGGCAUCUCCAGCUACAUUGCAGACCCCUCAGCAGCUGGACGGAGCUUGCAGGCGUGUCUUGACCAGGCCCAGCAUGAUGUUCCGAAGGAGAGGCAUGCAGCCACCCCUCUGUACCUGGGAGCCACGGCCGGCAUGCGACUGCUCAAUCUCACUGACCCCGAGGCUUCGGACAGGGUCCUUGCAGCUGUGAGCUCCACUAUGAAGCAGUACCCCUUUGACUUCCGUGGAGCGAAGAUCCUGAGCGGAGAGGAUGAGGGUGUGUUUGGCUGGGUCACAGCUAACUACCUCCUGGAGAACUUCAUCAAGUACGGAUGGAUUGGACAGUGGGUCCAUCCCAAGAAGAAGACCGUGGGCGCCAUGGACCUGGGAGGAGCUUCCACCCAAAUCACCUUUGAGACACCACAGUUUAUCGAGACACCUGCCAACGAGGUGAUGCUGCGGCUGUACGGACAGACCUACAAGGUCUACACACACAGUUUCCUCUGCUAUGGCAGGGACCAGAUCCUGAAGAGGCUUCUGUCCAAGGUGCUGAAGGCCGAAAGGUAUGUUCUCCAGGUGAGCAACCCCUGCUGGCCCACAGGAUACUGGAAGAACUUCACAGCGGCGACCAUCUAUGACUCGCCAUGCACUGAAGCGGAGAAGCCGACCAGCUACUUCCCCACCGCUAUCGUCAACAUGAGCGGCUCUGGAAAUGCAGCCAAGUGCCAGCAGCACGUGGAGAGCCUCUUCCAGUUUACUCCGUGCCACUAUUCCCACUGCUCCUUUGACCAAGUCUUCCAGCCAAGUGUCACAGGGAACUUUAUCGCCUUCUCUGCCUUCUUCUACACUAUGGACUUCAUCCAGUCGCAAAUGAAGAGACAUGUGGCCACCCCAAGUGACCUGGAGCAGGCUGCUAACGAAAUAUGCAGCGCAACUUGGUCCGAGCUUCUUGAGAAAGCACCAGGCCAAGAGAAGAGGCUUCCCGAUUACUGUUCAGCGACCACCUUCAUCUACCUCAUCCUCACCCGGGGCUACAAAUUUGACAACAGCACCUUCCCCAACAUCGCCUUUCAAAAAAAGGCUGGGGACACAUCCAUCGGCUGGGCCCUGGGAUACAUGCUGAACCUCACCAACAUGAUUCCGGCCGAGGAGACCGGCUUCUGGAAGGGCACAGCGUAUGGCCCCUGGGUUGGCGUGGUCCUCCUCUUUGUUGCCAUCAUCCUGGUCACUGUGGCAAGCAUCUUCUGUCUGCUGAGAUCCACCAGGGGACGGGGAAUGAUGUAAAGGGCAGUCCUGAGCAGGUGGGAGCCCAGUACGGUGGGGUUUAUGUGAAGAUGGCGGGUCUUCCUGGGCCACAUCCAAUGUCCAGCCUGACCCUAUGGCUUGUUGGCUUGGAUCCCCUGUGGAGAUCAGAACCCAUUCCUCACAUGCCCCACACCCCAAACCACAACUACAGCCUAGAGGGAGAGGAGAUGGAGAGUGAUGCUGGACAAAGGAACUGUUCAUCUGAGGCUUGUGACGAAGCCCUUGUUUGCAUCCAAGAGUGCUGCAGUCUGAACGAUCGACUUCCCUCAUUUCCUUCCAUUGUUGAAGAGCCAGUGAAAAUCACAAGGAGUGGUUGUGGUUGUUCUUGUUUUCUUUUCAUAAGGACUCCAGCUCAAAGCAAGGUUUUUCUGGACUUCCACCCACUCCUCUGCUCUGCUUGCAUAUCUGUUACUUAUUGAAGCUCAGGGACUUAUUGAAUCUGCCAUGAAUGCUUUGUUCUUGGUGAGGCUCCAGCCCUGGCAAGAAAUGUUGGGUGGGGGGAUAGCUCAACUUUUUGCAUUACAAAUAGACCAGUGUGGCUGAAAUCUGGCACUGUGGAUAAGCACCAGGUGUGGCAUAAUUUGCACCAGUGAUGUGGGCACCUGUGGUUCUGUUUUCUUUGAGCUCCCCCCGGGCCACCUUACCAUUGAGCAAAGCGAGGCAGCAGGUGCGGGGGGCUGAGAGGCAGCAGAGAGACCUGCGUGCAGCUCAGCGGUAGAGCCUUCUUUACAUGCAGAAGGUUCAGUCCUUGGUUACACCUCCAUAUAGGACUGGGAAUGUCCCCUGCCUGAACCCCUGCUGUCAGUCAGUGUGGACAAGGCUGAGCUAAGUGGAUCAGUGACCUGACUCAAUAGAAGGUCGCUUUCUAAGUUAUUGGCCCCUGAGCCAACUUGCUGCCCAUGGGAGCUUUGGAGAAUGCUGCCAUGGUUGAAGUAAGAUGGGACAGCCACUCUAGUCAACUAUCCAGGAGUGGGAUCUCUCGCCUUUUACCUCAGGCAGCAAAAUGUCUGCCCCCCACCUGACUUCUUAAAGCUUCUUAUGGUGGUCUGCUAACAUUGCAUUCAAGAGUGUCAUCCAAAAUUAAACACCAAAGACAAAUCUUGAAUUUGAAGCCUACCCAUAGUAGAGACUUCAAACUGGUUUAGUCUUCAGUCCUGAACAGUACUCACUUACCUGGGCAUAAGCUCCACUGAACUUAGUGGGACUUGCUUCUGCGUAAAUGUGGGUAGCAGGAAUGCACCACUGAUUUUUUAAAACAACUAUUAUUGUUAUUGUUAUUUGCUUGCUUUCCUGGAAACUCUGAACUGUGCAGAUGGAGGUGAAAGUGGGUUGAAGGUCUCUGAAGGAGGAGCUGCAAUUCCAGGAGAAGGAGAUCACUAUGUUUUUCAUGAAAAAUUGCUCCGCCAAUAUUCCAGGUGGGGCAACUGGGAAAUUGCAUUUAAAUAUACUGUACUAACUUGAUUUGAAAUAAUUUGAUGAGGGGUGGAGAGAGAAAACAUCAAAUUUGCCCCCACAUGUGGCUCAUUUAUUCCAGGAUCCUGGUCUCACAGUGGCUAACUGGACCUUGGUGCAAAACAGGCAAGCUUUCAUUGGUUUCUUCUCCUUAGCAUAUUCUGCACUCUUAAAACAAAAUGCAGCUGUAUGUGUGUGUGAUAUAUUCCAUCUGUUUUCCUUUUAAAGAAAGACACUGCACGUCUUAAAAAACCACACAAAUAAAAACAUCUCAUGGAUACCAACAUUUGGCGUGCUCAGCUGAGGAGUUAGUUAUUGAUCAUUGUGAGCCCCUGGUUUGCCUCCAAGCAGAGACUUCAGCAUCAGGAGAGUGGCAAAAUAUUUUCUACCAUUAGAAUCCAUUGCUUUUAGGGCUGGUUUCCAGACAGAUUCACUGGUGUUGUGGAAGAAGGAGCCUGUCAAUUUCAGUUGCUCCCCAUUUCUCAUUCCCUUCAUUAUGUUGAAUUUGCUCCAUUUUUGCAUGUUUGUGAUUUGUUUAUUAAAAAACACAUUAAAAAUUCA
Messenger RNA from Podarcis muralis (Common wall lizard), 3687 nucleotides. It is a transcript of the gene ENTPD2, whose product is annotated as ectonucleoside triphosphate diphosphohydrolase 2. Lineage: Eukaryota; Metazoa; Chordata; Lepidosauria; Squamata; Lacertidae. The record is from RefSeq and is a predicted model, not a curated record. Gene Ontology annotation, cellular component: plasma membrane. Gene Ontology annotation, molecular function: UDP phosphatase activity; ribonucleoside triphosphate phosphatase activity; GDP phosphatase activity. Gene Ontology annotation, biological process: nucleoside diphosphate catabolic process.